AUGGAACUUGAAGAGGAGCUGGAGAAUCUCCGACCAGGACGGAAGGAACGCGAACGCGACGAUCUUCUAAGUGAUGAGCCGUCAAGAACGGGUGAUGACAGCGACGAAAUGCUGGUUUAUGGGCCGUUACCAAGAGAACCCGAUGAAAAGCUCUAUCCUUGGAAGUAUGAACGAAAGGAUAGCGGUGUGCGGAAAUUCUUCCGCUUCUUCAAAGAAUUCGGAACGAAUCCAUCGCCACGACGUGGCUCAUCGGCAACGAGCUCGCCACACCCGCAGCGUGCGAAUCCGCCGGGAAAUUGA
Ostertagia ostertagi is the source of this 300-nucleotide messenger RNA. The record is from the annotation of a GenBank genome assembly. NCBI's taxonomy places the organism in Eukaryota, Metazoa, Nematoda, Chromadorea, Rhabditida, Trichostrongylidae.